AUGUCUGCGACAGGUACUCCCGACCCGUCGACCGUUUCGACCUCCGCGACCGCGGCUGCGCACACAACUUCACCCUCAUCGGCCGCCACAACCCCUUCUCCAUCCACUUCUAGUGCUACGACCGCCCCUUCCACAUCAGCUCGCCGUCCUCAGCGGAAAAGCACCCUCACCCAACAACAAAAGAACAAUAAGCGCCAACGGGCGACUCAGGACCAGCUAGUUCUUCUCGAGGUGGAAUUCAACAAGAACCCUACCCCCACGGCUGCCACGCGAGAAAGGAUAGCGCAGGAAAUCAACAUGACUGAGCGCUCCGUCCAGAUUUGGUUUCAGAACAGGCGCGCAAAAAUUAAGAUGCUUGCGAAAAAGAGCAUCGAAACCGGUGAAGGUUGCGACUCUAUUCCCGAGUCGAUGCGCCAAUACCUAGCUAUGCAAUUUGAUCCCACCAAACCGGGUUCGCGAGACCCCUUUGGCCGGACCGGCGGAUAUGGAGCCAGUGGUGCUUUUCCCAAUGAGCCUAUCCCCACAGGCAAAGUCGUGAUUCACCAUUUUACCUGUCGAUCCCUGACAAUUGGAAGUUGGAGGCGCAUCGGACAAAAUGCAAUGGAUCUGGUUGUUUUCUACUCUCCCGAAAAGGCGUGCAUGACAUACUACAUCAACAAUGAUGCGGCUGGGUACAAAAUCGAAUACCCCUUUGCUUACAUCAAGAACAUCACAUUGGAAUCGGGCGACCAGGGGCCGCAACCCAACGGUGCGCCUGCGCGUCCUACCGGCCUGGUUGUUGAGUUGAACCGACCGCCCCUCUUUUACAUGGAUUCCUCCAACUCCGGGGGUUUCUACCAGUGCGGCGACUUUACGGAGGAUCAGCAAGCAAGUUCGAUGAUGGUACACCGUCUUGGUGGACAUCCCAAGGUUCUGAGCGUUCAACUUGCAAAGUUGGUGUCGUUGGAAUCAUUCCAGAAUCGUCUGGCGUAUGGAAACUUCCCGUCCAACGGCCCCAUGUCCCCGCCUUUCAUUCAACGCCCAGCUUCGCAGCCAAACCAGUUUGCUCCCGGAUUUAUGGGUAUGUAUGCAGAGAACCCAGCCGUGAUGAACCUCCAGGCUACGCGUGGACAUAAACGGCAACGGAGCCGCUCCGUCCCCGUGGCAGUUGAUUUCUCGACAUUGGGAGCGCCGAUGACGCCGUUCAGCAUGCCACAAGCGCCGCAGUAUAACCAGAACGAUUCGAGUAUAUACGCCCCGGUACCACAGUCGGCACACUCCCUCGCUACAAACCUUCGCAUUGAUACGUCCUCUGGCUAUGCGUUUGAUCCCCGCACUCAUCCUAUGUCGGCUACCACAACUGCGUCUCCGUCGGAUUUCGCCAGCCCAGCCCUCUUUAGCUCAGCGCCCCAAGGAGAUUCGACACCGGUGGCUGGAAACCUGGGAUCUCAGUUCACUCUGCCGUUUGUGUCGCCUGCUGUUGAAUCAGGAGUAGCCACCCAGGCUGCUUCCCCAUACUCGAAUGUGAGCCACGUCGAUCCCAUGAUCGCCAAUCAUUCCCCUCCCUUGACAAGCAUGUCACACACGCCACAAGACAUGUACAGCAUGGGAAACGAGCACCAGACCAACUAUACUGAGGAUGGUCUGCCCAUGGGUGGGAUGUUCAAACACAUGAAUUUCCCGGUAUCUACAUCAAUGGGUCUUGAAAGCAACACGUACGAGAUGCCGAUGCACCCCAUGUCUGGGCACAAUUCACCCGGAAUCCAGGGUGAAUAUCAGGGUAUGACAUUGGAAAACGUCGAUCCAAAUGUUUUGACUCCUGGCUCAUGA
Molecule: messenger RNA, 1809 nt
Organism: Aspergillus puulaauensis
Lineage: Eukaryota; Fungi; Ascomycota; Eurotiomycetes; Eurotiales; Aspergillaceae
Product: homeobox domain-containing protein
Exons: 3
Coding region: 1-1809 (602 amino acids)
Biological process (GO): regulation of transcription by RNA polymerase II; cell differentiation
Molecular function (GO): RNA polymerase II cis-regulatory region sequence-specific DNA binding; DNA-binding transcription factor activity, RNA polymerase II-specific
Source: RefSeq, a predicted model, not a curated record